This is a messenger RNA of Aspergillus oryzae RIB40, 1440 nucleotides long. RefSeq lists its product as uncharacterized. Gene Ontology annotation, biological process: amino acid transmembrane transport. The coding region runs from base 1 to 1440 and encodes 479 amino acids. The transcript is spliced from 2 exons. The record is from RefSeq and is a predicted model, not a curated record. NCBI's taxonomy places the organism in Eukaryota, Fungi, Ascomycota, Eurotiomycetes, Eurotiales, Aspergillaceae. Gene Ontology annotation, molecular function: amino acid transmembrane transporter activity. Gene Ontology annotation, cellular component: vacuolar membrane.
AUGAGGAACCAGGACGAGAUCACGGAUGCUGUCACAGGCCAUGAGGCAGACCGCAACAGCACACGCAAGGAAAAGAUCGAGUGGCCAGACUCUCCCGCCUCUGAAGUUUCGUUUUCCCAUGGCAAGAUCACUAAGACAGUGGAUGAUGUCGAACAACGCAUCAUCGAGGCCGGUGAAAUAAAAUACCAUCGGGUUGGAUGGGUACAACUCACAGUCCUAUUGAUCGUCGAAGCGAUUGCAUUAGGUGCCCUGUCAAUUCCGUCGGCCUUUGCCACCCUUGGAAUGGUAGCUGGUGUGAUAUGCACGGUUGGGAUUGGUAUGCUUGCGAUAUACACGUCCUACAUCAUUGGGGAACUGAAACUGGCCCAUCCAUCCAUACGACAUUAUGGUGAUGUUGGGACUUUAAUGGCAGGACGUUUUGGAUAUGAAGCAUUCACAGUCAUGCUCAUCUUGUCAUGCGUUUUUGUAACAGGGUCGCAUUGCUUAACCGGCACCAUCGCCUUUCGUCACAUUACUGGAAGCGAUAUUUGCUCUCUUCUGUUUGGCGGCGUCUCCGCCAUCAUCCUGCUGUUGCUGUCAAUUCCCUCGUCUUUUGCCGAUGUGGCCUGGCUUGGAUAUGUCGACUUCGCAUCCAUCAUUGCCGCAAUUGGUAUUACUAUCAUUGCGACGGGAAUCAAAUCUUCGAAUACCCCCGGUGGACUGUCAGCAGUGAACUGGUCCCCGGUACCCCAAGGAAAUCCGAAUUUUGCCGAAGGUUUCAUAGCCAUUAGCAACAUCAUAUUUGCCUAUUCUUUCGCCACCACCCAAUUUUCCUUCAUGGAUGAAAUGCAUACCCCCAAGGACUAUAAGAAGUCAAUCUGGGCGCUCGGCCUCUUGCAAAUAGCGAUCUAUACUAUUACGGGCGCGACCAUCUAUGCCUUCGUCGGACCGGACGUCGAGUCUCCCGCGCUUCUAUCGGCCGGCCCGCUAGUUAGCAAGGUUGCAUUUGGUAUAGCACUUCCGGUUAUUUUUAUCUCGGGCUCGAUCAACACAAUUGUCGCCGGUCGCUUAAUCCAUCAACGGAUAUAUAGCAACAGUAUCACCAGAUAUAUUAAUACGACUGGGGGUUGGAUUACGUGGCUUACUCUUAUCACCGUCAUUACGGUAAUAGCAUGGGUCAUCGCUGAAGCCAUCCCUUUCUUUUCAGACCUGUUAUCCAUCAUUUCAUCUCUUUUCACGUCUGGGUUCUCUUUCUACUUGCCUCCAGUGAUGUGGUUCAUGUUCCUCCGUAAGGGGAAAUGGUACUCCAAGGAGAACCUACUUCGCAGUGUUGUCAACGCAUUAGUUUUCCUCUUCGGCGUGGCUGUCUUGGUUUGUGGCCUAUAUGCCAGUAUUCAGGAUAUAAGGAAUAACUACCGAACCGGCAAGGUCCAUGGUGCAUUCACCUGUGGUCCUGUAUAG